CCCGAGCGUAGGACGGGGGCCGGGCUGCGGGCCGGGUGCCUGCUCGUUGCCGCCUGAGGUCUUACACGUGUGUCUUUCUGUUGAGGUGAAUCUGAUUCAUGAGCCCCUGGUGAUAUUUGUUUGUGCAACUACAGGCCAAGGAGACCCCCCCGACAACAUGAAGAGCUUCUGGAGGUUUAUAUUCAGGAAGAACCUGCCGUCCACCUCACUCUGCCAGAUGGACUUUGCCGUCCUGGGCCUCGGGGACUCCUCUUACGCCAAGUUCAAUUUUGUGGCCAAGAAGCUACACCGCAGGCUGCUGCAGCUUGGGGGCACCGCCCUCCUGCCUGUGUGCCUGGGUGACGACCAGCAUGAGCUGGGGCCCGAUGCCGCCAUCGACCCCUGGCUGCGAGACCUGUGGGAGAAGGUUCUGGGACUGUACCCCGUGCCCCUCGACCUCGGUGUGAUCCCCCCUGGAGUCCCUUUGCCUUCCAAGUUUGCCCUGCGGUUCCUUCAGGAGGCCCCCAGGAAGUGCUCUGUGGAACAGCACGUGGCCAGGACAGAGCCUCCGAGUUCCCCUUCGGAGCUGCAGCCCUUCCUGGCACGUAUGGUCACCAACCAGAGGGUCACCGGCCCCUCGCACUUCCAGGACGUCCGUCUUAUUGAGUUCGACAUCACAGACUCUGGCAUCAGCUUUGCGGCCGGUGAUGUGGUGUUGAUCCAGCCUGAGAACGCGGCCAGACACGUCCAGCAUUUCUGCCAGGUGCUGGGCCUGGACCCCGACCAGUCCUUCACACUGCACCCUCGAGAACCAAAUGUCCCCUGCCCCGAGCGGCUGCCCCAGCCCUGCUCUGUGCGGCACCUCGUGUCCCAGUACCUGGACAUCGCCAGCGUUCCCCGACGCUCCUUCUUCGAGCUCCUGGCCUGCCUGUCCCCCCACGAGCUGGAGCGGGAGAAGCUGCUGGAGUUCAGCUCUGCGGAAGGCCAGGAGGCACUACACGAGUACUGCAGCCGGCCCCGCAGGACCACCCUGGAGGUGCUGUGUGACUUCCCACACACUGCGGCAGCCAUCCCCCCGGACUACCUGUUGGACCUCAUCCCCCCAAUCCGGCCGCGUGCUUUCUCCAUCGCCUCCUCUCUGCUGGCUCACCCUGCAAAGCUGCAGAUUCUCGUGGCUGUGGUGCAAUAUCAGACCCGCCUCAAGGAGCCCCGCCAGGGCCUCUGCUCUUCCUGGCUGGCGUCUCUGGACCCUGGGCAAGGCCCUGUCCAAGUGCCCCUGUGGGUGAGGCCUGGGGGCCUGACCUUCCCACAGACACCAGACACGCCUGUGAUAAUGGUGGGGCCCGGCACUGGUGUGGCCCCCUUCCGAGCAGCCGUCCAGGAGCGAGUGUCCCAGGGUCAGAGGGGCCCCUGUGCCUCCCCAGGGAACUUUUUGUUCUUUGGCUGCCGCCGGCGGGACCAGGACUUCUACUGGGAGGCUGAGUGGACGGAGCUGGAGAAGAGGGGCUGCCUGACCCUGGUCACAGCCUUCUCCCGGGAGCAGGAGAAAAAGGUAUAUGUGCAGCACCGGCUCCGGGAGCUCGGGCCACUGGUGUGGGAGCUGCUGGACCACCGAGGCGCCUGCUUCUACCUGGCAGGCAAUGCCAAGUACAUGCCAGCAGACGUGUCGGAAGCCCUGACGUCCAUCUUCCAGGAGGAGGGCGGGCUCUCUGGCCCUGAGGCUGCUGCCUACCUGGCCCAGCUGCAGCGCGCCCUGCGCUUCCAAAUGGAGACAUGGGCCUGAGGAGCUGCCUGCCACCGCCACCACUCGGACCGCUGCCCUGUCUGACCCCAGGCGGGAAAAUGGCCGGCUCCUACGUAGAGCCACACGCCAUCCCCCCAGGGUCCACACUCAGCCCUGGUCCCUGGCUCCAGCUGGCCUUUCCCCACUGGCCCCAACUUAGGUCCUGCCCACAGUGGACCAAGAAGGCACCAUAGCCUGAGGGACAUCAGGGAGCCUCCCCAAUCACCAACUUCCAGACAGCAUAGGAAUCGGGGUUCAGGGUCCCUGGGAAGGUCAGGGUCCCCCUCCUCUGUCCUGGUGACAGUGGGCUCCCAGUCAUUCUCUGCCAUGUGCCACACCAGCCACCAAGGGCCCCCAGGGCUCCAUGGGACUCAGGGUCAAAGGCAGCGAGGCCCCGGCCAGCACAUGCCACCCUCACCUGGUUCCAGAAGCCUCAGCAAUAAAUCACGGGCUUAGGUGGCUGCUUCCCGACAUCUUCCUCGUGCUGUUCUGGUGCCUCAGGUGGGGUGGGGCCACAGCGCCUGGGGAUGGGCACAGCCUGCCCAUGGUGGGGACGUGGGCCCUUGCUCAGCCACCUUGGCUGUAACAUUUUGGUGUCUCUCACGUGGGGGGUGCCAGCUGUUUGCCCACUUUGUAUAGGCAUCCCCCUGGCUCUGACAGGGCAGGGGGCAACCUAGAGGACCCAGAAAGGAAGGGUGUAGAGAGUGCCCAGCCAGGCUGGUGGGACCAUUCCUCCAGCCCUGGGAGCAGCAGCCUAAGGCCCAGGGGGAAGGGGGCG
This is a messenger RNA of Miniopterus natalensis, 2540 nucleotides long. The record is from RefSeq and is a predicted model, not a curated record. Lineage: Eukaryota; Metazoa; Chordata; Mammalia; Chiroptera; Miniopteridae.